This is a messenger RNA of Parnassius mnemosyne (clouded apollo), 8712 nucleotides long. Lineage: Eukaryota; Metazoa; Arthropoda; Insecta; Lepidoptera; Papilionidae. The record is from the annotation of a GenBank genome assembly.
AUGAGUUGUACCGAAAAUGAAAGUGGCCCUUUUGUCGUAUUCUUCUUACCAGCUGUUGUCGGCUGCCUGACCAUACUUUUGGCUAGGCGCUGGGCUAAUUCACAAGUUAGCAGCACAUCGUCCACAGCUGUUUCUAGACGACGGAAAAUAAUUAAAGACCCGCUUAUUAAGCGGCCCUUACCACCGAUUGCUUGUAAAAUGGUGCCACCGGGGACAAAAAAAGCCAUUGGAGUUCCGAGGAAGGGACCAGUGUCAUUACCGGAAGAGGAUAUGAAUGGUGGUGGGAAACGAGUUAGUCGUACUACUCGUUUAUCGCCCACAACAACACCAUCAUCAACUAUGGGCACAACAGACAUCAAAUUAUCUGAUGGUCUGCUACCUCCCAAACAUAUACCAUUUCCAUACAUCCCGCAAGAUGGGGAAAUGUUAUUUGAGUUUAUGACUUUUAUCUUCACACUUGUGGCAGCUGGAUUACAGUUUCUUAAUUUAUAUAGGACAGUAUGGUGGUUACCACACUCUUAUACUAACCAAGCUAUGAAUUUUUAUCUGAUAGACCCUCAUCUGGUGGCAUUUAUUGUGACUAUUAUCAGCAGGAGGCUGGUCUUUAGCAUUACUUUGGCCAUAUUAAGAUAUUUUCUCCCUCCUAAGCUUAUGCCGCAUGCAACAAUUGCUGCCCGGAUGUUCAUACUUGGUGUAAUUUUGGGUGCCCUUGCAUGGUGUACAUACUUUAUAAUGAAUAAAUAUCUACUCAGUGGGAUAUUUUACCUCUGUUAUCCAGCUGCGGUAUACUUCAUAUUGUUUGGUUUUCAAUCAAGUCCUUUCCUAGAGCUGGAUAAUGAGACUCCGCCUUUGCACUGCUGUUCCCACGAUCCAGAGCACGCACGCAACGAAGCUGACAUGCUAACAGCUGAUUUCAAUCUGAGACUGAAGAAAAUAAUAUUUAAUUCUAUGCUUGGCGCCUAUUACACUAGUUUUGUUCCUUGUUGUUUUGCACCGACGUACUUAUACUACGACGUGUACGCGGCGUCCCAGCAAGUGGGCCUAGUGUGGGGCACGCUGUACGGACGCUACGUGGCGCAGCUGCUGUCCGCCGCCUACUGCGACGUGCUGCACCGCUCCGCGCUGCACCUCGGCAUCUGGCGCGUGGCGCCGCCCCCGCCCGGUACGUACUUGUACUGCGACGUGUCGCACCGCCCGGUACGUACUUGUACUGCGACGUGUCGCACGCCCGGUACGUACUUGUACUGCGACGUGUCGCACGCCCGGUACGUACUUGUACUGCGACGUGUCGCACGCCCGGUACGUACUUGUACUGCGACGUGCUGCACCGCUCCGCGCUGCACCUCGGCAUCUGGCGCGUGGCGCCGCCCCCGCCCGGUACGUACUUGUACUGCGACGUGUCGCACCGCCCGGUACGUACUUGUACUGCGACGUGUCGCACGCCCGGUACGUACUUGUACUGCGACGUGUCGCACGCCCGGUACGUACUUGUACUGCGACGUGUCGCACGCCCGGUACGUACUUGUACUGCGACGUGCUGCACCGCUCCGCGCUGCACCUCGGCAUCUGGCGCGUGGCGCCGCCCCCGCCCGGUACGUACUUGUACUGCGACGUGUCGCACCGCCCGGUACGUACUUGUACUGCGACGUGUCGCACGCCCGGUACGUACUUGUACUGCGACGUGCUGCACCGCUCCGCGCUGCACCUCGGCAUCUGGCGCGUGGCGCCGCCCCCGCCCGGUACGUACUUGUACUGCGACGUGUCGCACGCCCGGUACGUACUUGUACUGCGACGUGUCGCACGCCCGGUACGUACUUGUACUGCGACGUGCUGCACCGCUCCGCGCUGCACCUCGGCAUCUGGCGCGUGGCGCCGCCCCCGCCCGGUACGUACUUGUACUGCGACGUGUCGCACCGCCCGGUACGUACUUGUACUGCGACGUGUCGCACGCCCGGUACGUACUUGUACUGCGACGUGCUGCACCGCUCCGCGCUGCACCUCGGCAUCUGGCGCGUGGCGCCGCCCCCGCCCGGUACGUACUUGUACUGCGACGUGUCGCACCGCCCGGUACGUACUUGUACUGCGACGUGUCGCACGCCCGGUACGUACUUGUACUGCGACGUGCUGCACCGCUCCGCGCUGCACCUCGGCAUCUGGCGCGUGGCGCCGCCCCCGCCCGGUACGUACUUGUACUGCGACGUGUCGCACCGCCCGGUACGUACUUGUACUGCGACGUGUCGCACGCCCGGUACGUACUUGUACUGCGACGUGCUGCACCGCUCCGCGCUGCACCUCGGCAUCUGGCGCGUGGCGCCGCCCCCGCCCGGUACGUACUUGUACUGCGACGUGUCGCACCGCCCGGUACGUACUUGUACUGCGACGUGUCGCACGCCCGGUACGUACUUGUACUGCGACGUGUCGCACGCCCGGUACGUACUUGUACUGCGACGUGUCGCACGCCCGGUACGUACUUGUACUGCGACGUGCUGCACCGCUCCGCGCUGCACCUCGGCAUCUGGCGCGUGGCGCCGCCCCCGCCCGGUACGUACUUGUACUGCGACGUGUCGCACCGCCCGGUACGUACUUGUACUGCGACGUGUCGCACGCCCGGUACGUACUUGUACUGCGACGUGUCGCACGCCCGGUACGUACUUGUACUGCGACGUGUCGCACGCCCGGUACGUACUUGUACUGCGACGUGCUGCACCGCUCCGCGCUGCACCUCGGCAUCUGGCGCGUGGCGCCGCCCCCGCCCGGUACGUACUUGUACUGCGACGUGUCGCACCGCCCGGUACGUACUUGUACUGCGACGUGUCGCACGCCCGGUACGUACUUGUACUGCGACGUGCUGCACCGCUCCGCGCUGCACCUCGGCAUCUGGCGCGUGGCGCCGCCCCCGCCCGGUACGUACUUGUACUGCGACGUGUCGCACGCCCGGUACGUACUUGUACUGCGACGUGUCGCACGCCCGGUACGUACUUGUACUGCGACGUGCUGCACCGCUCCGCGCUGCACCUCGGCAUCUGGCGCGUGGCGCCGCCCCCGCCCGGUACGUACUUGUACUGCGACGUGUCGCACCGCCCGGUACGUACUUGUACUGCGACGUGUCGCACGCCCGGUACGUACUUGUACUGCGACGUGCUGCACCGCUCCGCGCUGCACCUCGGCAUCUGGCGCGUGGCGCCGCCCCCGCCCGGUACGUACUUGUACUGCGACGUGUCGCACCGCCCGGUACGUACUUGUACUGCGACGUGUCGCACGCCCGGUACGUACUUGUACUGCGACGUGCUGCACCGCUCCGCGCUGCACCUCGGCAUCUGGCGCGUGGCGCCGCCCCCGCCCGGUACGUACUUGUACUGCGACGUGUCGCACCGCCCGGUACGUACUUGUACUGCGACGUGUCGCACGCCCGGUACGUACUUGUACUGCGACGUGCUGCACCGCUCCGCGCUGCACCUCGGCAUCUGGCGCGUGGCGCCGCCCCCGCCCGGUACGUACUUGUACUGCGACGUGUCGCACCGCCCGGUACGUACUUGUACUGCGACGUGCUGCACCGCCCGGUACGUACUUGUACUGCGACGUGCUGCACCGCUCCGCGCUGCACCUCGGCAUCUGGCGCGUGGCGCCGCCCCCGCCCGGUACGUACUUGUACUGCGACGUGUCGCACCGCCCGGUACGUACUUGUACUGCGACGUGUCGCACGCCCGGUACGUACUUGUACUGCGACGUGCUGCACCGCCCGGUACGUACUUGUACUGCGACGUGCUGCACCGCCCGGUACGUACUUGUACUGCGACGUGCUGCACCGCUCCGCGCUGCACCUCGGCAUCUGGCGCGUGGCGCCGCCCCCGCCCGGUACGUACUUGUACUGCGACGUGUCGCACGCCCGGUACGUACUUGUACUGCGACGUGCUGCACCGCUCCGCGCUGCACCUCGGCAUCUGGCGCGUGGCGCCGCCCCCGCCCGGUACGUACUUGUACUGCGACGUGUCGCACCGCCCGGUACGUACUUGUACUGCGACGUGUCGCACGCCCGGUACGUACUUGUACUGCGACGUGCUGCACCGCCCGGUACGUACUUGUACUGCGACGUGCUGCACCGCCCGGUACGUACUUGUACUGCGACGUGCUGCACCGCUCCGCGCUGCACCUCGGCAUCUGGCGCGUGGCGCCGCCCCCGCCCGGUACGUACUUGUACUGCGACGUGUCGCACGCCCGGUACGUACUUGUACUGCGACGUGUCGCACCGCCCGGUACGUACUUGUACUGCGACGUGCUGCACCGCUCCGCGCUGCACCUCGGCAUCUGGCGCGUGGCGCCGCCCCCGCCCGGUACGUACUUGUACUGCGACGUGUCGCACCGCCCGGUACGUACUUGUACUGCGACGUGUCGCACGCCCGGUACGUACUUGUACUGCGACGUGUCGCACGCCCGGUACGUACUUGUACUGCGACGUGCUGCACCGCCCGGUACGUACUUGUACUGCGACGUGCUGCACCGCUCCGCGCUGCACCUCGGCAUCUGGCGCGUGGCGCCGCCCCCGCCCGGUACGUACUUGUACUGCGACGUGUCGCACCGCCCGGUACGUACUUGUACUGCGACGUGUCGCACGCCCGGUACGUACUUGUACUGCGACGUGCUGCACCGCUCCGCGCUGCACCUCGGCAUCUGGCGCGUGGCGCCGCCCCCGCCCGGUACGUACUUGUACUGCGACGUGUCGCACCGCCCGGUACGUACUUGUACUGCGACGUGUCGCACGCCCGGUACGUACUUGUACUGCGACGUGCUGCACCGCUCCGCGCUGCACCUCGGCAUCUGGCGCGUGGCGCCGCCCCCGCCCGGUACGUACUUGUACUGCGACGUGUCGCACCGCCCGGUACGUACUUGUACUGCGACGUGCUGCACCGCCCGGUACGUACUUGUACUGCGACGUGCUGCACCGCUCCGCGCUGCACCUCGGCAUCUGGCGCGUGGCGCCGCCCCCGCCCGGUACGUACUUGUACUGCGACGUGUCGCACCGCCCGGUACAUACUUGUACUGCGAGGUGUCGCACCGCCCGGUACGUACUUGUACUGCGAGGUGUCGCACCGCCCGGUACGUACUUGUACUGCGACGUGUCGCACCGCCCGGUACGUACUUGUACUGCGACGUGCUGCACCGCCCGGUACGUACUUGUACUGCGACGUGCUGCACCGCUCCGCGCUGCACCUCGGCAUCUGGCGCGUGGCGCCGCCCCCGCCCGGUACGUACUUGUACUGCGACGUGUCGCACGCCCGGUACGUACUUGUACUGCGACGUGUCGCACGCCCGGUACGUACUUGUACUGCGACGUGCUGCACCGCUCCGCCCGGUACGUACUUGUACUGCGACGUGUCGCACCGCCCGGUACGUACUUGUACUGCGACGUGCUGCACCGCCCGGUACGUACUUGUACUGCGACGUGCUGCACCGCCCGGUACGUACUUGUACUGCGACGUGCUGCACCGCUCCGCGCUGCACCUCGGCAUCUGGCGCGUGGCGCCGCCCCCGCCCGGUACGUACUUGUACUGCGACGUGUCGCACCGCCCGGUACGUACUUGUACUGCGACGUGUCGCACGCCCGGUACGUACUUGUACUGCGACGUGUCGCACCGCCCGGUACGUACUUGUACUGCGACGUGUCGCACGCCCGGUACGUACUUGUACUGCGACGUGCUGCACCGCUCCGCGCUGCACCUCGGCAUCUGGCGCGUGGCGCCGCCCCCGCCCGGUACGUACUUGUACUGCGACGUGUCGCACCGCCCGGUACGUACUUGUACUGCGACGUGUCGCACGCCCGGUACGUACUUGUACUGCGACGUGCUGCACCGCUCCGCGCUGCACCUCGGCAUCUGGCGCGUGGCGCCGCCCCCGCCCGGUACGUACUUGUACUGCGACGUGUCGCACCGCCCGGUACGUACUUGUACUGCGACGUGCUGCACCGCCCGGUACGUACUUGUACUGCGACGUGCUGCACCGCUCCGCGCUGCACCUCGGCAUCUGGCGCGUGGCGCCGCCCCCGCCCGGUACGUACUUGUACUGCGACGUGUCGCACGCCCGGUACGUACUUGUACUGCGACGUGUCGCACGCCCGGUACGUACUUGUACUGCGACGUGCUGCACCGCUCCGCCCGGUACGUACUUGUACUGCGACGUGUCGCACCGCCCGGUACGUACUUGUACUGCGACGUGCUGCACCGCCCGGUACGUACUUGUACUGCGACGUGCUGCACCGCCCGGUACGUACUUGUACUGCGACGUGCUGCACCGCUCCGCGCUGCACCUCGGCAUCUGGCGCGUGGCGCCGCCCCCGCCCGGUACGUACUUGUACUGCGACGUGUCGCACCGCCCGGUACGUACUUGUACUGCGACGUGUCGCACGCCCGGUACGUACUUGUACUGCGACGUGUCGCACCGCCCGGUACGUACUUGUACUGCGACGUGUCGCACGCCCGGUACGUACUUGUACUGCGACGUGCUGCACCGCUCCGCGCUGCACCUCGGCAUCUGGCGCGUGGCGCCGCCCCCGCCCGGUACGUACUUGUACUGCGACGUGUCGCACCGCCCGGUACGUACUUGUACUGCGACGUGCUGCACCGCCCGGUACGUACUUGUACUGCGACGUGCUGCACCGCUCCGCGCUGCACCUCGGCAUCUGGCGCGUGGCGCCGCCCCCGCCCGGUACGUACUUGUACUGCGACGUGUCGCACGCCCGGUACGUACUUGUACUGCGACGUGUCGCACGCCCGGUACGUACUUGUACUGCGACGUGCUGCACCGCUCCGCCCGGUACGUACUUGUACUGCGACGUGUCGCACCGCCCGGUACGUACUUGUACUGCGACGUGCUGCACCGCCCGGUACGUACUUGUACUGCGACGUGCUGCACCGCCCGGUACGUACUUGUACUGCGACGUGCUGCACCGCUCCGCGCUGCACCUCGGCAUCUGGCGCGUGGCGCCGCCCCCGCCCGGUACGUACUUGUACUGCGACGUGUCGCACCGCCCGGUACGUACUUGUACUGCGACGUGUCGCACGCCCGGUACGUACUUGUACUGCGACGUGCUGCACCGCUCCGCGCUGCACCUCGGCAUCUGGCGCGUGGCGCCGCCCCCGCCCGGUACGUACUUGUACUGCGACGUGUCGCACCGCCCGGUACGUACUUGUACUGCGACGUGCUGCACCGCCCGGUACGUACUUGUACUGCGACGUGCUGCACCGCUCCGCGCUGCACCUCGGCAUCUGGCGCGUGGCGCCGCCCCCGCCCGGUACGUACUUGUACUGCGACGUGUCGCACGCCCGGUACGUACUUGUACUGCGACGUGUCGCACGCCCGGUACGUACUUGUACUGCGACGUGCUGCACCGCUCCGCCCGGUACGUACUUGUACUGCGACGUGUCGCACCGCCCGGUACGUACUUGUACUGCGACGUGCUGCACCGCCCGGUACGUACUUGUACUGCGACGUGCUGCACCGCUCCGCGCUGCACCUCGGCAUCUGGCGCGUGGCGCCGCCCCCGCCCGGUACGUACUUGUACUGCGACGUGUCGCACCGCCCGGUACGUACUUGUACUGCGACGUGUCGCACGCCCGGUACGUACUUGUACUGCGACGUGUCGCACCGCCCGGUACGUACUUGUACUGCGACGUGUCGCACGCCCGGUACGUACUUGUACUGCGACGUGCUGCACCGCUCCGCGCUGCACCUCGGCAUCUGGCGCGUGGCGCCGCCCCCGCCCGGUACGUACUUGUACUGCGACGUGUCGCACCGCCCGGUACGUACUUGUACUGCGACGUGUCGCACGCCCGGUACGUACUUGUACUGCGACGUGCUGCACCGCUCCGCGCUGCACCUCGGCAUCUGGCGCGUGGCGCCGCCCCCGCCCGGUACGUACUUGUACUGCGACGUGUCGCACCGCCCGGUACGUACUUGUACUGCGACGUGUCGCACGCCCGGUACGUACUUGUACUGCGACGUGUCGCACCGCCCGGUACGUACUUGUACUGCGACGUGCUGCACCGCCCGGUACGUACUUGUACUGCGACGUGUCGCACGCCCGGUACGUACUUGUACUGCGACGUGCUGCACCGCCCGGUACGUACUUGUACUGCGACGUGUCGCACGCCCGGUACGUACUUGUACUGCGAUGUGCUGCACCGCCCGGUACGUACUUGUACUGCGACGUGUCGCACGCCCGGUACGUACUUGUACUGCGACGUGUCGCACCGCCCGGUACGUACUUGUACUGCGACGUGUCGCACCGCCCGGUACGUACUUGUACUGCGACGUGUCGCACCGCCCGCAGCGGAAGGUAGUGUAACGUGGUCUGGAUCCCGCUGGUGGGGUUUCGGAGCGCGGGUUUGCCUCGAUGGUGUGGAGUAUGUGGCGCACGCUCACUAUGUGUCUGCCCGCCCGGCCGACAGGCACCAAACCAGCUUUUACACCGUGUUCAUAUACCCGCCGACGCUAAUUUGUGUAUUUCUGACCCUCCAACUGUCACUAGUUGUUGUACAACUGUGUUUACUGUUCAGCUCCAUAGCCUGGCACAACUUCUUGUCAAUAGUCAUUUUACUUUUCAUCAAUUACUACUCACUGUUCAAGUUGGUGAGGGAUUAUAUUGUUGCUUGGAAAGUUUAUAAAGCAGAAAACAUGAUACAGGAUAAAAACGGAUCUGUUCAACUAGCCACUAAUUAG